UGCGGCUUUAAUUUUCAUUGUUUUGCUUUUGUUGUCACCAGUUCAUCUCUGGAGUUGUGUGCCAGAGCUGCUACGAGAAGGAAUUCUGUCCUUCUGAAUGUGUGCAAAAUGCAAGCACUGCAGUGUAUGGGGAAGAACCACGUGAUAGCAGAAGACAGCACCUGCGUGUGGCCGCAACGCAACACCACAGGCUGCACCGGCUGUCACAUGUGGGAGAUCUGCGAUGAUCAAACCAACGACUGUCGCUGUAAGGACUCUGCAGAUUGCUCGAUCCCAGGAUCAGACGUGUGCGUCCGUGUUGGAGAAGAUGCGACUGCGGCCCCACAGACCAUGAGCGAGUGUGAAGCAGGACAUAGAAGAUGUAAGGGAGAGACGGUGUCAGUUGUCAGUAUCGUUCCCUGCACUUCCUGAGGAUUCAGGCGGGAUACUGACUGACCUCUCGUAUUCUGCUCCUUUAUCCCACUUUUUUCUGUGCAACCAAUAUUGUUUUAAAUCCCACUACUUAACACAUUAAAGGUACAUUUUUAUGCAUGCAUUAAAACACAACUAAACUGUAUUAAGACAAUAAACAAAUGAAUAACAAA
Messenger RNA from Stegastes partitus (bicolor damselfish), 584 nucleotides. RefSeq names its product complement component C7-like. The transcript is spliced from 2 exons. Lineage: Eukaryota; Metazoa; Chordata; Actinopteri; Pomacentridae. The record is from RefSeq and is a predicted model, not a curated record. The coding region runs from base 109 to 411 and encodes 100 amino acids.